This is a messenger RNA of Cyclospora cayetanensis, 792 nucleotides long. RefSeq names its product 60S ribosomal protein L7-2. Gene Ontology annotation, molecular function: structural constituent of ribosome; RNA binding. NCBI's taxonomy places the organism in Eukaryota, Apicomplexa, Conoidasida, Eucoccidiorida, Eimeriidae. Gene Ontology annotation, cellular component: cytosolic large ribosomal subunit. The coding region runs from base 1 to 792 and encodes 263 amino acids. Gene Ontology annotation, biological process: maturation of LSU-rRNA from tricistronic rRNA transcript (SSU-rRNA, 5.8S rRNA, LSU-rRNA). The transcript is spliced from 6 exons. The record is from RefSeq and is a predicted model, not a curated record.
AUGCAAGCUUUCCUUACAAUGGAUCGCUUCUCGGCCCGUUUCCUGAAGCCCGUUGAGGGCGUUCCUCUUACUGAGGGCGCAGAGAAGAAACAGAAGCGUGAUGCGGCUCUGAUUGAGAGUCAGCGGAAGUCCUUGAAGGCGUUGCGCACGAAAAGGGCUGCCACACGUCAUGCUCUCAAGCUGCGUACGUACAAGUACAUGAAGGAGUAUAGGCGUGCGCGCGAGGAUCUCAUUAAGAACAAGCGGGAGGCUCGUGCUAAGGGUGGUUUUUACAGGGAACCCGAGCCGAAGGUGGUGUUCUGCGUCCGUAUCAAGGGUAUCAACAAGCUUGCCCCUAAGCCCCGCAUGAUUCUGCAGUUGUUCCGUCUGCGCCAGCUGCACAAUGGCGUCUUCAUUCGUGUGAACAAAGCCACGCAGGAAAUGCUGCAAGCAGUCCAGCCCUUCAUCACCUACGGGUAUCCCAGCCUGUCGACCGUCCGCAAACUGAUCUACAAGCGCGGCUAUGCCAAGGUAGGCGAGCCUGGAUCCAAGCAGCGCAUUCGCCUGCAGAACAACGACAUCAUUGAGAAACACUUGGGCAAGUAUGGCAUUCAUGGCAUUGAGGAUCUGGUUCAUGAGAUCUACACCUGUGGCCCCGCGUUCAAGCAGGCCAAUGCUUUCCUCUGGACAUUCAAGCUCUCUUCCCCACGGAAAGGCUUCAAGUGCAAACGCCAUGGCUUCUGCGAGCCUCGUGCUGGUGACUGGGGAAACCGCAAGCAUCUUAUCAACGAGCUCAUUGAGCGGAUGUGCUAA